AGAUCCCGUUCCGACAAAGUACACAGUCCUGCCGGACAUCAGAAAGAAUGUUCUGGAGUUGAGAAACCAGACAAACCAGGAGGAUGACACCCAGUCAGGAAGCCUGCUCCAAGAAGAAGUACUUGUCCCUCUCAAAUACAACAUCCUGCCCGUCAUCAGAAACAAUACAGAGGAGGCGCAUCAGCAGACGAACCAUGCCAAGACAAAGUGUAGCACUUCACUGGGCGCCUCACUGGAUCGCAGUUUGCCUUUUCAAGCCAGGGUCUUGCAACAGACUUCCACAGCUGUGAACAGUGUGCCCCAGGUGCAGGUGCCAGGCAGUCAGGUGACUGUGAAGUUGAGCAAUCCGAAGCUCCUCCCCAUGACAUACAGCAUCCUACCUGACAUUAGACAGAAAGCGGUUGAGAGAAACUGCCAGAUAGACCAGCAGGAGAGUUCAGAGGUCAACAUCCCUUUGAGGCCCACAGAGGAGGAGGAGGCAAAGAGUGUCUCUAUCAACCUAAAUCAGGAAACAGUUUGGACGGGGCUGGCACUGCCCAUGUCACCAGCAGUGGCUCUGAAGUACUUCCAGAAACACCUGACCAACUUGGAGCAGAAGGAGAUCCUGGACUUCCCAGAGAUUUGGUAUCUGGGCCUGGGGGCUGAGAAGAAGGACUCCCAGGACAUGCCUGAGCACUCUGAAGACUCCAAUUUCAACUCUGACCCUGAAGAUGAAUGUGGGGUCUACAUCCCGGUUCUGCAUGACCACAUUGCCUACCGCUAUGAAAUUCUGGAAAAUCUUGGACAAGGAUCGUUUGGCCUGGUUCUGAAGUGUAUGGAUCACAAGACUAAGGAGCAGGUGGCACUAAAGGUCAUUCAUGACACGGAGAGUGCAAAUUACAUGGCCCUCAAGGAACUGGAGAUCCUGGAUGUGGUGCGGAGGGAAGACAAGGAAAACCAAUACAACGUCAUCCACAUGAAGGAGCACAUGACCUUCCGGAAACAGCUCUGCAUCAGCUUUGAGCUCCAGGGAAUGGACUUGUAUGAGCUGAUGAAGGAGAAUAACUUCAAGGGUUUCACCUUGUCCCAGACACGUCACUAUGCCACCGCAUUGGUCACCAGCCUGCAGAUGCUGCACAGGAUGAAAAUAGUCCACUGUGACCUCAAACCGGAGAACAUCCUUCUGUCAGAGAAAAAACAUGGAAACAUCAAGGUGGCCGACUUUGGGUGCAGCUUCUAUGAGCACCAAGAAGGGUACACCUAUGUCCAGACACGAUACUACCGUGCCCCGGAAGUGAUCCUAGGCCUUCCCUUUGGCACGGCCAUUGAUAUGUGGAGUCUGGGCUGUAUCCUGGCUGAGCUCUACACUGGCAACCCACUGUUCUCUGGGACCAAUGAGGCAGAUCAGCUCUCCUGCAUCAUGGAGGUGCUGGGAAUGCCCCCAGAUAACAUUGUUCAGAUGUCACCAAGAAAGAGGGUAUUUUUUGAUCCCAAGGGCCAAACUACAUGUCUCAAAAAAAGGCCAAAUUCCAAGGACUUGGCCAGCGCAUUGAGGAGCCGAGACCUGCUGUUUGUGGACUUUCUUAGGCGAUGUCUCACGUGGGACUCUGCCAAGCGAAUGACCGCGGAGGAGGCAGCGCACCACCAGUGGCUUCAGAAGCCGACGGCAGCGUGCUGGUGGCCGGAGACACUGGCAUGGCUGGCACCCUCGCCCCCAUCGUCGCCAGGACCCAUCAGGGACCAGACGUGGACACUGAGCCCCAGGAGCAGCGUGAGCGCCAGGCCACUCCUCUCAGGGCCCCCCACGGAGGGGGAAGAGCCACAGAGGGAGGGGCUGCAGGACCACAGAGGUUCACUGCCCCAGGAUUCUCUACUCAAACUGUACACAAAGGGUUUUAGCCCGCUCCAGUGCUGUGAGGUCAUGUAGUCGCUGUUGCCAGGUAACAACUAAGGCAUCCUUGCAAAAGAACAAUUUGGUUUCUGUCCUCUCUACCCACUGGGCUCUCAACACGCUCCUAUUGGUGGGAUCUUCACAAGGACAGAACCAAUAAAAAUGAUUCAGCUUUUGUUGAAAGAUGCAUGAAUGAAUACUUGAACUUUGUUUGUGAAA
Messenger RNA from Anguilla anguilla (European eel), 2089 nucleotides. RefSeq names its product dual specificity tyrosine-phosphorylation-regulated kinase 4-like. Gene Ontology annotation, biological process: peptidyl-threonine phosphorylation; peptidyl-serine phosphorylation. The record is from RefSeq and is a predicted model, not a curated record. The transcript has 13 exons. Bases 362 to 1906 code for a protein of 514 amino acids. NCBI's taxonomy places the organism in Eukaryota, Metazoa, Chordata, Actinopteri, Anguilliformes, Anguillidae. Gene Ontology annotation, cellular component: nucleus. Gene Ontology annotation, molecular function: protein serine/threonine/tyrosine kinase activity; ATP binding; protein serine/threonine kinase activity.